Micromonas pusilla CCMP1545 is the source of this 1155-nucleotide messenger RNA. RefSeq lists its product as uncharacterized. NCBI's taxonomy places the organism in Eukaryota, Viridiplantae, Chlorophyta, Mamiellophyceae, Mamiellales, Mamiellaceae. The coding region runs from base 1 to 1155 and encodes 384 amino acids. The record is from RefSeq and is a predicted model, not a curated record. The transcript has 2 exons.
AUGCAGCGCGCCACGGCGAUGCCGUCGACGACGGCCACCGCGACGACGUCCGGUCGCCGCGAUCUGCUGUUCUCGCGGCGUCAUCGCGCGUCGCCGCCGUCGCGCGCGGCGUCGGCCGGCGACGCGACGCGCGCGCGCGCGGCGUCGUCGCCGACGACGCGGACGAGGAUGAUGGAAAACGAACGGGCCAGGCUGCGUCGUCGUCAUCAUCUUCGUCGCUCCUCUUCGCGCGCCGCCGCGGUGUCCACGGAGGGCCCGCCGUCGUCCUCCUCCACCUCCUCCUCCUCCACCACCACCUCCUCCUCCUCCUCGGCGCCGUUGAAGUACGAGAUCGUCAAGGGCGCGCUCGUGGAGUGGUCCGUCGAGUCGCCCUCCGGCCCGCACCCGCCGACCGCGGUUCUCGUCCACGGCAUCCUCGGCUCGCGACGCAACCUCCUGUCGUUCGCGAAGCGCCUCGCGGCCGCGUUCCCGUCGUGGCAGUUCCUCCUCGUGGACCUGCGAUGCCACGGGCAGACCGCGGGGACGCGCGAUUCGGAGGGGCCGCCGCGGGGGGACGCGACGAACGACGUGACGUCCGCGGCGAAGGACGUCCUGGGCGUCCUGAAUCAUCUCAAGAUGUACCCGCACGCGCUCAUCGGCCACUCGUUCGGCGGGAAAGUCGCGAUGUCGAUGGUGCACCAGUUCGGGAAGCAGCUCCCGCGCCCGGUGCAGGUGUGGGUGUUGGACACCGUGCCGGGGGACGUGUGGUGCGAGGCGGGCGAUCACCCGAGAGACACGAUCGCGCACGCGCGGACGAUCCCGAUGCCAAUCGCGUCGAGGAAGGCGCGUUCGUAUUCACACUGGUCCCCAUACGGCCCCGUUGGCGCGGUGAACGCCGCGCUGGUGGACGACCUCACGGCCGCGGGGUUCACGCCGGAGGGCGCGCAGUGGAUGACGACGAAUCUGCAGCCCGUGAGCGAGCAAUCGAAAGCGAGCAACGGCGAGCUGACGUGGACGUUCGACAUCGAGGGCAUCGUGGAGAUGUACGCGUCGUACGAGGCGACGGACUUGUGGCCGAUGCUCGAGACGCAGCCGAGGGGACUGCGGGUGGAUUUCGUGCGCGCGGAGCGGAGCGCGUUCGUGUGGACGGACGAGGACAUAGGCGCGUUAUCCUGA